CAACAAAACUCUCAGCAAAUUCUUCAUAGCCUCACAUUUUCAGAAGAAAAUAGACUAGACAAAAAAACUAAAAAAAAUGACAACAACCCUCAAAGAUCAUUGCGAAAGUAUACCCCUAAAAGGCAUCGACCCUGAAUCAACGACAGCAGCACCACCACAAUUAUUACCUAAACGUGCCUACAACAUAAUACCGCCGGCUGUGCCUAGACGAAAACACCAAACCAAACCGCCCCGCACAACAUGCGUGCAAUUUUCCAAACAACGUUUUUUCGACUACUGUUCCAACACUUCGAUACAUGGCAUCCAAUAUUUGGGUGAACGACGACCAACAAUGGAUCGUUUUAUAUGGUUUGCUUUGAUAUUGAUAUCGUGUUUCUUUUGCUUCGAUUCCAUAACCGAGAUCUAUGAAAAAUGGAAUGAUAGUCCGGUAAUUGUUAGCUUUUCGGAGAAAUCCACAGAUAUUUGGAGUAUACCGUUUCCAGCCAUCACCCUAUGUGCGGAAAGUAAACGUAUGCAUAGAGAAGGUAUGUCAUAUGCCGAACGCCUCAACGAUUUCAUCAACGAACGCAAUUCAUUUCCCGAAAAUUUAACAGAAGAAAUUGUGGAAUUUUUAACCAUGUUACAGGUGUGCCUCAACGAUCCCUCGGAUUUUGAGAGUAAGCCACCUCUUGACUAUCCACCCAUUGAUUAUGUUCAAGUUCUGGAGUAUAUGUUACCAUUAUUUGGAAAUAAUUUCAUGCAAUGUAAAUGUUUGGGCAAUGUCAGCAAUGAGUGUCUGCAAUAUUUUCGUAAAACCUAUACGGAAGAGGGUCUUUGUUUUACGUUUAAUGGUCUCAAUGCUAGCGAUUUAUAUCGUGAGGAUACGGUGCAAUAUCGAGAAAUGAAAUUGGACAACACUCACGAGUCGAGUGAAUUUUUGAAGAGGAAAUUAACAUGGUCCCUGGAGGAGGGCUAUGAGGCUGACACAAAUCCACAGAAUUCAUAUCCGGCUAGAAUUUUAAGCAGCGGAAUUAAGUCGGGCUUUUCAGCCAUUAUAAUGGAUGAAAAGAAAAAUGUCGACUAUGGUUGUCGUCAGGCCCAGCAGGGUUAUAAAUUGCUUAUACACCCGCCCGAUGAUGUGCCACAGGUGUCAAAGCAUUACCUACACAUACCCAUGAGCGAGGAGACCACAAUUGCUGUCAUACCAAAUAUGAUGACAACAUCGGAGGGCAUUGAAAAAUAUUCGACGGACAAACGUCAAUGUUAUAUGGCCAGAGAACGUCAGUUGCGUUUCUUUCAGGUCUACACGGAGAACAACUGCGAAUUGGAGUGUUUGACCAACUUCACGUUGAGUCAAUGUGGCUGUGUGAAGUUCUCAAUGCCUAGAACGGCGGACAUGCCUGUCUGCCGAGAACAUCAAAUCCAUUGCUAUGAAACGAUUGAGGAUGAGCUAAUGUUAAGGCAAUUCUCCGACAAUGUAGACAAUUGCCAUUGUCUGCCGGCAUGCACUUCUUUGGACUAUAAUGUGGAAAUAUCUCAAAGUCAUUUUGACGUUGAACGCACUCUUAAAGCCAUGGGUGUUGACGAGGAGGAGGAAGAGGACGAAAUGAAUUAUGCCAGUUUCGAAUAUGCCGCGUUUAGCAUUUAUUUUAAAGAUAAUGAAUUAAUCACCGCAAAACGUUCGGAGUUGUAUGGUCUCUAUGAUUUCAUUGCAAAUUGUGGUGGUGUCCUGGGUCUCUUUAUGGGUGUUUCAAUAUUGAGUGUAAUUGAGAUUUUCUAUCACCUCACCUUGCGGCUGUGGGCAAAUUUCAGGAGGAGAAAUUAAUGGGAAAGUUUGAAUUUGUU
Molecule: messenger RNA, 1824 nt
Organism: Musca domestica (house fly)
Lineage: Eukaryota; Metazoa; Arthropoda; Insecta; Diptera; Muscidae
Product: pickpocket protein 28
Exons: 2
Coding region: 77-1804 (575 amino acids)
Biological process (GO): sodium ion transmembrane transport
Cellular component (GO): membrane
Molecular function (GO): ligand-gated sodium channel activity
Source: RefSeq, a predicted model, not a curated record